Messenger RNA from Lymnaea stagnalis (great pond snail), 9030 nucleotides. Lineage: Eukaryota; Metazoa; Mollusca; Gastropoda; Lymnaeidae. The record is from the annotation of a GenBank genome assembly.
CGUAGCCGGGGUUGGUGCCGCCAGGGCAGACAAAGAUUUUUGAAGCAGCUUGCUAAAACUUAAUAAUCUUGAUUAAGUUGUUUUUACCCAUAAAUAAUAUGCUGUUUAAAUGUUAGCAACAAAUCGGAACAAAGGAUUGCUUAUUAUCUGUGACUAAAAUAGAUGUUUUCUACUAACAAGAACCGAAGGAUCUUUGAUAAACCCCUUUGGACAUAAGACUGCGUGGUCAUUGAAAUAAUAAUGCAUAGUUGGUGAGUGGCUCCUGGUGUGAAGUACAAAGUGAUAUUUGAAGUGUGGAUAAAAGUGUAUAUGUAUUCAUUUUAAGAGUUGGUAUUUAGAUCUCAUAAGAACUUUGGUGACUCUUCAAAUAUUUAUCUAAAUAAACAAUUUACUUAAAAAAUUAAAUUUGUAAAAUAUUCAAGGCAAACGACGCCGAACCAUUGGCGGUUGCGUGAUCCUGGUUAUGACCCAGAGCUCCCGGCAAAAAGCAACAACGACAAACAAAUAUCUCCCUCGCUACAUAUGCGUUAGACCAUAUUUACAAUAUUUGACAACAUUAGCCACAGCACAUUUCUGAAGUGUUAGUGAAAUAUAAUACUUCUUGCGGAUGCUCAUAUGAUCUAAAUGUAGGAGCAUUGAAAGAAAAGUGAGUGUUAACAUUGAACACUGACAAGAAAAUACCUUUUUUAACAUAAAAAUUAUCUGAUUUCUUAGACAAUGGCCGAUCAUAAUGAAAGUCCAGGUACAACAGAAAAUUCAUUUCCCCAAGAAUUUAUCAACACAACAGACGCAGAGGAGGAAGAAUAUCUUUAUUCUGAACUCCCACACAAUAGCUUCCAUGAUCCGAAUGCAAGCGAGAAUAACAGAAGAAAUCGAACGCUUCAUGAGGUUGAUGUAAGUACCUGUGUGACUACAGCCAACUGAUAUCAUAUCAUCGAUACAUUUCUGUAAAGUUUUAAUUUAAAAAAAAAUAAAUUAAACACAUUCAUUGAACCGUUUAUAUACGCCAGUUUUAAAGUUACUUGCAUUUGUCUUUAUUUUCUUUGUCCAAAGAAGAUUUGUUCUUCUUUAACAGGUUGAACAAAGAGGCUUUGAUUACUAUGGUACUUCAGAGAAUGAAUACGAAGAAAACGGCGCAGCUCGUUCAAGGUUAUUCAAAGACAUCCCCACGACCUACGACGACCGCCGCCUUUACGCGCACUGAAGGCACCGGAAGGUUAAAACUCGUCCAUUCAUUGGACACUACUUCGUCAAAGACUAUCUACGAGCAAUGGCUGCCAAGUCUGCCCGAAAUCAACCGUCACAACCACAUCACUUCCAACCACAUCCGUCCCACCCACAUUCCGCUAGAAUGCAUCCAGCCCAGAUACACAGCUAUUUAAAUGCCUCACCUGCUCCUUACCAAGAUCAAGUUGUCUCGUUGAGACUAACGGAACAACCGGACCCACAAGAACCAAAUGUCGGUGUCGUGUAUGUUGCUACGGAACAGGUACGUAGCUCGAAGAGGGGAUUUAUAAUUACAAAGACUGUGAUCUCCACUAUGCAUGUACGAAUAUCAGAGGGUAGCCUUCCCUACUGUUUAUUGAGCAAGACAAUUUUAUUAAGGGUUUUAUUACGUGCCAUGAUUGUUCAAAAACCAGUAAAAAAACAAAUUUAGUUUCUGUAACAGUAUGAAUUUAGGCAUGCUAAUUUGAUAUUAGGUCAAAGCAACUGGGACACACUAAAGUAUGGAUGAAACGGACAAGGUUUAUGGUCAUGUUGAAAGACCAUGUUGCAAUUCUUGGAAAAAAAAUUGUGCAUUAAAUGUGAGGACGAAAGCAAAGAUAAAUAAUCAAUUCAGAAGUGAACAUAUAAUGUGACAGCUGAAUAAUAGUAGCACAUAGUUAGCUAUUCGAAGUUACUGAUACAAACCACAGUUGUUGACAUACACAUUUUUAAAAAAUAAACUGUAAAUUUUGCUGUUUUGAUUAAAGACUUUCUUUCUAUUCACAAAUAUGUCACGUUUUCACAUCCAUAUACAGCGUAAUUUAUGUCCCCCUCACGCGACCCCAUCUUGCCGUGUCGCGCAUGCACCGUGCUGACAUUCAGAGUCAGUCUCGAAGUCAGAGUCGCGUACCAUCUAGUCGACUCGGAGGUGUCAUGUGGUGUUUGCCUCUUCGUGGCGUGCCUGACUAGUAGGGAGGUUCCCCUCCCUAAGCCAAAAUCUCCGGCAACUUGCAUGACUCCCAACGCAACAGGAGUAAAGCAAUAACAUGAUGACUUGUUUCCGAUAAUGGAUAUGAGGCCUGGGUGGUGGAUUAAAACCCUUGCAGAUGAUUUUAGCUACGCGACCCUGAGAAAGCCGCUUCUACGCGACCGUUUCGUCCAAGCUUUCGUCCCGACCGGACAACUCCCUGGACGGUGGUUGGAGGUAACGCAACACCUUUCCCCCGUAGAGGAAGCAAAGCCAUCCAGACCCAAGGAGAGUGGACUUUGAAUGCCUUAAACGCAGCGUUUUCAAUCGACCGAACGUCUCCCACGUCAGCGGGGAGGUUUCCGACGUGCUUCUGCACGGUCUGGCGGCGGGGAGACUCGGCGUCGGCUCGUGUGGGGCUGUGGGGGGGGGGGUAUUAUGAGCUCGAGCUCAACGACCCACCGAUACCAUCUCCAAGUUACGUUCACACCCAGCGUGCCUCAAGUCACGUCGGUCCCCUUUCUCGUCCCAGCCGAUACUCGUAAUGGUCACAGAACAUGCAAGUCACCUGCAAGUAAUACUUGUUGUCUCACGUGAUCAAGUUGUUCUCACGUUACCCUUAGCCGUGUUUCAAAGUCAGUUCAAUCAGGCGCCUGCACAUAGUGUGACGUCACGAGACGUUUCAAAGUCAGUUCAAUCAGGCGCCUGCACAUAGUGUGACGUCACGAGACGUUUCAAAGUCAGUUCAAUCAGGCGCCUGCACAUAGUGUGACGUCACGAGACGUUUCAAAGUCAGUUCAAUCAGGCGCCUGCACAUAGUGCGACGUCACGAAACGUAAAUUAGUUUUUUUUUGCAAAAUUCUUCUUUUGUCGAGAGUUAGGGAUAAAAAUUUUACUGAAAAAAAGUCGUAAAAAUAAUUGAUUUUAAAAGACUUGUUCAAAUGCAUUAAAAAGUAUACAAUUUCUUAGAAUGCCUACCGCUAAAAGAGUCUGUGCAGAAAAUAAUUCAAAACGUUAUUUUAAAAGAAAAAUAUUAAAGAUUCUUUAAAGAUCCCAAAACCUUAGAGUGCCUUGCUGCCCUUCUAUAUAGACUUUUUUCCCUCCUUUUUGCGUAUUAACAAUUUUCUUCGUUUUUGAUUCUUUGAAUUUUUCCUUCGAGAAGCUAUUUUUUAAAAAAAAGAAGGAAUUACUUUGUGUUAAUUGCCAUAUAAACUUAUUCAUGUUGAAAGGCCUUCGCCGCUCAUGCAACAACGCCUUCCUUAAUUCAACAAUUACUUUUCGAACAACUUUUUCGAACCGAAAACUGAUGUGUCCACAACAGGUUAUUUUCGUAAAAUUGUUGAUCCCUUUAACGAAUAUGUUUGUGUUUGGGAUGGCUUUUUUUGCACAUAAUUUAUUAUGUUUUGAUUUGUUUUGUCUUUAGUAAUAUAUAUAUAUAUAUAUCUUAAUUUAUUUUAUUGAUCUAUUUUUAAUUCAUUUUUUUUUGUUUGGUGCUUGCAGCUACCAAAACGUCCCAAUUAUAUCAGACGAACGAUUGCGUGUAGCAAUUGUCUUGCUUUAUUCUGCUGCUUUCCCAUUGGCAUACUCACCAUUUACUUGUCAUACCAGGUAAUUUUAAUUAUUGAAUAAAAGUGUCUGUUUUUAAUUAAUGGAAGAUGUCACGACCUUUCCUGUUAAGGACGCUCUCUGCGUCGAAUGUUGAGAUCUUCUAUCUUGUCACUCCCACAGCUGCAUAACCACAGCACAGGUGCAUAACUACAGCACAGCUGCAUAACUACAGCACAGCUGCAUAACUACAGCACAGCUGCAUAACUACAGCACAGCUGCAUAACUACAGCACAGCUGCAUAACUACAGCACAGCUGCAUAACUACAGCACAGCUGCACUCGGUCCUCGCUUGAAACCAACAGCGUUCAAUGAAAUUAGUGUUAAACAAUCUUCAUUCACAGGACCCUAUCAUUGCACCCGGCUGUUCACAAAACUUCCUCAAUCAACUACUGACACCUUUACUAAAACCCUACACUCGUAUCACUGACUAACAAAGGACUAGCAUGUUCUCCUCAUUACAAGAGGAGCUCAACAUGGUGACGAAAUUUAACUCAACAAAAUGACAUUGCAUAAUUUUGACCAUUCGAAACCUUUCGUCAUGUCCCGAUCAAAAGCUUAAAUAUACAAACGAAAACGCUCUCAAAUCCAAUUUACGCGUUCUCCAUGUUAAAAAUUCUUGGACAGGUUGCAAAAUUUCAGGCCAUGACGUGGUGAGAACGGCCCAGAACGGUUCCGGCAAGUUGGUCACAGCCCAAAGACUGAAAAACUCCUUGAACGAGAGUCUCAGGCGACGCAAAACUCAAAAACCUUAAAAACCAUAAGCGUUGGAAUAUAAAAAAAAAGUUCCGACGAUCAGGAUGUCAUAGAAAAUACUAUUAAUUAGAUGUAACAAUGUGAUACUGGAUUUUUUAAAUCUUCAAUCACGAGAGGCUCUUGAGUGAUGCACCUAUCCUGGACUAGGGGGCCGAUCCUCCUCUUGUCGAUGGCUGGGGACAGGUUGGUACGAGGCGAAAAGCUAUAUUAUAGUGGCGCCGAGUGUCACCUCCUUGCGAAUAUAAAUUUGGAUAUAUGUGAAACAAUGUGAUUAAGGGGGGGUGGGGGGAGACUGCAAUCCGCUUAGUUCAAAGUAAAUGGGUGAAACAAACUAUGAGAAAAGCUGGGGAGGGGGGAAGGACGCAACAAAACAACGAACGUUAUGACCAAUCACGGUGGACUUACUUUUCUUAUUUUGGCUGCAAUAAACCUUUCACCUACUUAUGUUCUGUCUCCUUCCUCUUGCAGUCCUCUCAGAUACUUCCAUUUAGUAUUUAUUUUUUUCAAUUUAAUUUUGAUUUCCUGUUGUUUAUUCUCUGAAUGAGAUCUACAUUUUAUUCAUCCGCAUGAGGAUUUGCACAGCGGUAGCUAAUCCGUUAAAACUAAAAUGUCUAAGUGUGUUAGUCCAAGUAAAAAAAGGCUCAACAUUUCUAACGAAAGAAAGUUCUGAUAUUUGCUGGACAAUCUCUCGUGCUUUGGUAGGCCCUAUGUCACACAUCCUUUUAAAACAGCUGACUGCACUGUGGCUAUUUGUGUCAAACGUUCAUUGAAGCUUAGCAUGCAUUUUGCAGAUGUCAGCUAGCAAAGCCAGAGACCGGAGCCAACUUACCUAAAAGACCAGAACGCGUGCCCUAUGAAUGGGUCCACAACUAAAGAUAUUCACAGAUCCCUUUUCUAUGGCAGAAUUUCAAAUGGUUCUAGUAAAUUUUAAACCAUUCAUAGAACAAGAGCCUGAUAAGUUAUGCAAUGAUUAUGCUCACUGAUUUUGAAAGCAAAGAAACAGACGCUAUUAGAAAUUAUCAGCAUAAAAUUGAUCACAGGCAUUCUCAAAAAUGCGUGGAACGAGCAUUGAAAUUCUCAAACACCCGAAGAGCUACUAUCGAAAAACUGGGUCAUUUCACUCAAGUCAUGUGUAUGAAAACUAGCGGUACGACUCGUAAACGUAAAAAUUUAUUGGUUUUUGGAACGAACCAACAGUCAAUACGACAAAGUAUAAAUAUAUGUGUCGGCAGUCGAAAUCAGCCAUGACCGUCUUAAUCGUCUUAUAUGUACUAAUUGUGAACUUGACUGUUUAUGCUGAUGAGAGCAUAUCUGACACGAAAUAUUCUUGUGCACUACUAACACACAUAUUCUGGUGAAGGUCUGAGAUUACUCUCUUAAGACCCCGGAUAGUAAAUUGGCUACCAACUCCAUCUGCCAAGCUGAGUCAUACAAUAUUUUCCUCACAAAGGGAUCUCCAACCGCCCUGGCUUCCCCGUGGCAUCUAGUGAAGGACAUUUGAAACCUUGCAAGGGGCGCUAGUGUCUCCGGGACCAGGCUGCAAUGCCAGAAGGUAGGAUCCUUGUUGUUAUCCAGCCACCAGAAAUAUGUGCCAAUGGGGCAAUGCUCGGUGCGCAUUUGCGGCCUAACCCCCACCAUUGGUCUUGUUUGCUAGGAGAUUGCUGGUUUUAAAAUACGCCUCUUUCGGUGGUGCUGUCUGCCCAUUGCCUGUACCACUUCAUCCUGAAAUGGUCCACCAGCCAAUUCUUAGUUCCCAAAGAAGAAUUUGGUACUUCUGGCUGAUGCUGGGUAGCCACGGUUUUCGCCAGAGUGUCCGCUUUCUCAAUGCCACUGACGUUGACGUGGCCUGGGAUCCACUGCACUGUGACAUUGCCUCCUAGUUCACUGAUUUUUGCACACGCCAUCAAAGAUGAUUUCAACUAAGUGAGUGGCGCCUUGUCUCUUUCUCAAGAUCUCAAGAGCAGAUAUCGAGUCCUAGUAAACUAUCAUGUCGAGCCCCCCAAGCUCUUGUGCACUAAAUGCUUUGGAUUGAUGGGACAUUUCCAGGUUUAGAUUAUGGCACUUAGAAAUGAUUUGACCACAAAGUCGAGUUUAUUGAUGAUUAGAAAGAGGCCGAUUUGUGAACGAUUAAGUGCUGUCAGGACGCUGUGGUCAAGUAAUUACAAACGGCUGUUGCUACAAUAGGGAAUGUCCGAAUAAGGAGAUUUCGUGACUGAUUGGAAGGUAAUCUGACUGAUGCAGAAACCGAAGCUAUACAGAUGGCUCUCGGACAAUGGAGCAGAACAUAAGUUGGAAGAAAAGUACUUCCAUCAAUCUUGAUGUUUACUGACUCAAUUGACCGAUGUCCUCAGCUCUCCUCUCUGUGAGUUGGUGUUAUCUAGACACUAACAUUGUUAAAGCUUUCUAAAAAUAGUACGUGGCUUCGAGGUCACAUAGAGGCGGAGUGGUGCUUCCAUAGAUCAUUGAACAAGGGGAGAUAGCCCAAAUGGAAAACGCUGCGUCUCCAGACAGACUGAUCUACCAAAUGGGGUCAAGUUUCAAAGGUCAGUUUCGAGAGUAAUGGUUUCAGUGUUAAGGAAAGAGAGAAAUGGCUCGUAGGCAAUAAUGUAGUAUGCCUUUGUAGAAAAAUGGUUUAGACCGUGGGAACAGAAACAAGUCACCAGAGACUCACAUCGCAAACGAGAACUAAAAACUCUGCAACUCAAUUUUUUUUAAAUUUGUGAAGGCAUUACAACGGUGUUCCACUGUAUUUUAUUAUUUACCUGAUAACGAAAUAUUUGAGCCGGGUCUUUUUCCAGUCUCCAAGUCACCACUAAAACAUAGAUCUCUAGCUUCCUCAGCCACCGAUGCCAAGCAGUAGUGGUGAACGGCACAAGCUCCUCCUUUGUCAAUGUGCAGUCAGGGGUCCCCCAGGGAUCAGUCCUGGGCCCCCGUUUGUUCCUAGAAUACAUUAAUGACCUACCCGAGAAACUGACAUCAGAAGCGAGACUGUUCGCAGAUGACACAGCGGUGUAUAUUACGAUCGCAAACAGAUCUGACCAGGACCAGCUACAACAGGAUCUCAAUCUGUUAGCUGAGUGGGAGAUGAGCUGGGACAUGGAAUUUCACCCUGCCAAGUGCCAGACACUAUCAGUCUGUAGAAGAUGUACUCCUCUACACUACCAAUACGAACUGCACGGCCAUAUACUUGAGCCAGUUUCCUCCGUAAAGUACCUGGGUGUUACCAUUCAAAGAGAGGUCCGCUGGGACGAGCAUAUUAACAAUGUAUGUAACCAAGCAAACAAGACCCUAGGGUUCUUAAGGCAAAAUCUAAAGUUUGGCAACUCCUGUGUAAAAGAAAGAGCAUAUAAAGCCUUUUUCCGUCCAGUUUUAGAUUAUGCAUCUUCAGUCUGGGACCCAUUUACCCAGAAGAGCAUUGACAGGUUGGAGGCGGUCCAGCGACGAGCAGCACGUUUUGUCCUAAAACGCUACAUGAAUACCUCUAGUGUUGGCAGCAUGCUGGAAACACUAGGCUGGUCACCAUUGGAGGAAUGACGACGACAAUCCAGGCUCUCCAUGAUGUACAAUAUAAAUAAUGGGCCGGUCCUCUGUUCCAGCAUUAAACAGAAACUCGUCCCUCUCCCCCAUAGACAGCGACGAGGCUAUGACAGGCAAUUCAGGCUCAUACCAGCAAAAAGCCAGUAUAGGAGCUGCUCAUUCCUGCCUAAGAAAAUCUGGGACUGGAACAAUCUUUCAAAAGGAACGGUUGAAGCGACAACACUAGACACAUUUGUUUCUAUUGCCUCAAGCCUUCAAACCCCUAGUGCAUGAUUCCCUCACAAAGUGGCGCUGGAAAUCAGUGAAAUUUCCUCAUCAGCACCAGUAACAGAAACAUUUCAAAUCCCAUCUACAUGCAUAGGAGCCAAAAUGAUCAAUAAAUUGAUCGUGGGCCCUUAAGAUUUAGAAGAAGAAGAAGACAUCAAGUCUCUCAAAGUGUUACAAAGAUAAGCCUAAAGUAAAAAAAGUUAUUUUUAUCUGUCAUAGUCAGAUAGAUUUUCGAAGUUUAGAUAUGACAUUUCUGGAGUAAAAAUGUUAAAAUUAUCUCUUAUUUAACACGAGAAGUGGUGCGAAGAUGUUGAGAACCUCUGCCCAAGAAUAUCAACAUUUGGACAAGCUGCUUUGUUCAUUGCUCUCAGACUGUUUAAAAAUAUACUUUAUUAAAGGGAUAUUGUCAAUAAAGUAAUGCAAAAUACCAACAUCAAGCUUAUAUUGCUCCAUUUCACAGGCAAAGACUUUGUGGCUCAAAGGCAAUUACAGCAGGGCCAAGUCAUACUACAUAGCAGCACUGAUUCUGGACAUCAUAGGCGUCGUCCUCGGCAUUGUGCUUCCAGUGGUUAUCCUUUCGAUUUUUGGUUUAUAAUAGCAACAAGUUCUCUCAGCAUACGCCUGUAAUGUAUUUACAACAAUAUGGAUAAUUUGUAAUUUGGAACUAGGCGUGGUAAUUUGUUCUCUUAAAG